AUGUCCGACCAGAGCAGCAGCGAAGAUGGGGAGUCCGACUCCCAGCACAGCCUGUACAUGGUCUUCCUCCUUGUCUUGGUCUUCUUCAUCAUGGGGCUGGUAGGAUUCCUCAUCUGCCAUGUCCUGAAGAAGAAGGGCUACCGGUGCAGGACAUUCCGGGAUGAGCUCGACCCAGAUAACAAGGACGUGCUGGCAGAACUCCAGGCCAACGAAGAGGAGGAGCUGAACGAGGACACCGUGGAGAAGAUUGUGAGAUGCAUCAUCCAGAAUGAAGCAAAUGCAGAAGCCCUCAAGGAGAUGCUGGGGGACAAUGAAGGGGACAUCGCAGUGCCAAUGCCCAGCCUUUGUCCCCACCGUAACAGCCAGGAUGGAGGCCCCCCUCACCACCAUACAGUGCACCUGGGCUCCACGCAAGCCCCCUGCAUCCACUGCAGCAAAAGGAGGAGGCACCCACUGCACCGCCAGGGCCGGUCCAAGGAUGGCAAAGGCCGGAUGCACCCUGGAGAGACCACUGUCUUCUCAGUGGGCAGGUUCCGUGUCACGCACAUUGGGAAGAAGCCAGCUUUCCAUGAGCAGCAGGACAGUGCCCAGCCCGAUGGAAGCAAGGAGCCAAGCACGGAGGAGCUGGAGCACAGCAGCGAGCGGUUCCAACGAGAGCAGGCUCACAAUGGGACUGUCCCCACGGGUAGCCUGGAAAAUGGGGCUGUGCAGGAGGGGACACAGGGUGGCAAGGGCACGGAGCAGAGCCGCACCGGCACCCCAGUGCCUGGCACUGCAGUGGGCAGCUCUCCUGGGAGCACCAGUCGGCAGCGGAGGCUGCUGAGCCGUCGGGUUCUGGGAGGGUCAAGUCCCAGCAUCCCAGGGCAGCUGGGGCAGGAGGAGGCCGGACUGGGGUCAGCAGAUGAGGUGUCGGAUAUUCACGGGAGCCUGAGCCUACACGAAGUGCCGGAUGAGAUGGGGAGAGAAGACAGCAGCAGGAGGCAGCCUGGAGCAGAGAACACGGGGCAGCAGGAGCCCAGCGCUGUGGUGCACGACCGAGGAGCCACUGUGUGA
This is a messenger RNA of Phasianus colchicus (ring-necked pheasant), 1053 nucleotides long. RefSeq names its product RELT like 2 (gene RELL2). Lineage: Eukaryota; Metazoa; Chordata; Aves; Galliformes; Phasianidae. The record is from RefSeq and is a predicted model, not a curated record. Gene Ontology annotation, biological process: positive regulation of cell-substrate adhesion; positive regulation of p38MAPK cascade.